This is a messenger RNA of Oppiella nova, 436 nucleotides long. The record is from the annotation of a GenBank genome assembly. Lineage: Eukaryota; Metazoa; Arthropoda; Arachnida; Sarcoptiformes; Oppiidae.
CAUUGUCGGCGAAACACAUGUUUUUUAUUGACGUUAAGAAUUGCAUUGAAUUCAAUGAAACACGUGUUUGUCUUUCAAAGACAAUUGAUGGCUAAUUAUGAGUAAAAUUAAUUUCAUUUCGUGUGUUUAUUGGAUCAAAAGAGGGGUCACCAAAGAGGUGCCCAACAAAGUAGAGCUCACCAAAGAAGACCUCAAACGCAUCAUCGAUGAACACAAACAACACCUGCCAUCAGAUGAACAAAAUGACGAUCAGAUGAGUGUGUCGUCCGAAGAAGGGGAGGAAAACAAUGAGAACGACGACAAUAUUGUAGAGAAGUAUGAUCUGGAUAAUUAUGAUGACGACAGUGAGGGAGAGUUGGGAACCAAUAGUUUGAGUGCUUUGGCGAGUCUUACGGUCUUUGCCGAUAACAACGACGACCCGUAUAUACAAAAUGAU